AGAAGGCGAACCGUCUGAUACGCUGUCGUUCCAACCUUCGUACAGGCCGGUAUCCUGAAGCUGCUGGGAAAAGUACACUUGAAGUUUGGUGUAUUUGGCCCUCAGGACUGACCGAAGAAAUUUUUCCAAUACAUUUUCGUUCGAGAGCCUGCACCGCCGCCUGCUGGAGCUCGGGUUGUACGAGCUCGCUUCCGCGUCCAGCUUCGCAACGAAACAGCCUGACACGUGGCUGCGGGUGAGCGUGAUUCCGUGAUUUACUAUCCGUGUGGCCACAGGUGUGUUGUGGGAUUCCUGCUGCCCUCGGACUGCCUCUCCGGCUCCUCCCGUCUCCACGGCAGCAGGGCUUGGCCGCCCCGGCGCCAGGAUGUGGCACGAAGCCCGCAAGCAUGAGCGCAAGCUGCGCGGCAUGAUGGUGGAUUACAAGCGGCGGGCGGAGCGGCGGCGCGAGUACUACGAGAAAAUCAAAAAGGACCCGGCCCAGUUCCUGCAGGUCCAUGGGAGAGCGUACAAGAUCCACUUGGACUCUGCUGUGGCUCUGGCUGCCGAGAGUCCAGUGAACAUGAUGCCUUGGCAAGGGGAUGCCAACAACAUGAUUGACAGGUUUGACGUGCGAGCCCACCUGGACUACAUUCCCACCUACACCCCUCCGCUCCUCAGCACAGUAACGCCGGAGCAGGAGUCAGACGAGAGGAAGUGCAACUAUGAGCGAUACAGGGGACUGGUGCAGAACGACUUUGCCAACAUCUCGGAGGAGCAGUGCCUGUACCAGAUCUACGUGGACGAGCUGUACGGGGGCCUGCAGAAGCCCAACGAGGAGGAGAAGAAGAAGCUGGCUGAGAAGAAGGCCACUAUCGGCUACACGUAUGAGGACAGCACUGUGACGGAGGGCGAGGGCCUGUCUGACCGGGGAGAGGACGAGGACUCCGAGAACAGCGACACCGACGAGGAUGGGGUCAUCCCUGACAUCGAUGUGGAGGUGGACGUGGACGAGCUGAAUCAGGAGCAGGUGCUGGAGCUGAACAAGCUGGCCACGCCCUAUGGCAUGGCAGAGGGAGACUUUGUCAGGAUGCUGAGGAAGGACAAGGAAGAGGCAGAAGCCAUCAAACAUGCCAAAGCUUUGGAGGAAGAGAAGGCCAUGUACUCGGGCCGGCGCUCCCGGAGGCAGCGGAGGGAGUUCAGAGAGAAGAGGCUGAAGGGCAGGCAGAUCAGCCCACCCAGCUAUGCCAGGAGAGACAGCCCCACCUACGACCCCUACAAACGGUCCCAGAUGGAGUCGAGCUCGGAGUCGCGGUCCCGCUCCCGCUCCCACAGCCCCGGGCAGGAGAAGAUCACCUUCAUCACCAGCUUCGGGGGCAGCGACGAGGAGGGCACAGGCCCCGCCAGCGCGCCCGGCCGCGCGCCUGCAGCCUCCAAGCACCACGCCGCCCCCCCCGCCCCUCCCGCUACAUCAGGUCAUAGCAGCUCUUCCCGACGGCGCUCGUCCUCCACCAGCUCUUCCUCCUCCUCCUCCUCCUCCUCCUCGUCUUCCUCCUCCUCCUCCUCCUCGCGGUCGUCCCGCUCCUCGUCUCGCUCCAGCUCCAGGUCGCGGAGGGGUCGCCGGCGGGCCGGGCGGUACUCGCGGUCGCGGUCCCGGUCCCGGUCCAGGUCCAGGUCCCGGUCACGCUCCCGGGGAGGAGCAGGAGGGUACCGGCGCCACCCCCGGACUCACUCGCGCUCCGCAGACAGGGGGCGCCGCUACACUGCCCGCCGGCGCACCAGGUCGCGCUCGCGCUCCAGGUCCCGGUCCCGCUCGGCCAAUCGGUACAGGAGGGGCAGCCGCGGAGGGGGUGCCCGGCGGGCGAGCAGCAGCGCCAGCCCCGCCGAGUCCCCCUCGCCCAGCCGCUCGCCCUCCCCGCGCCACGCCCCCCCCACCGCAGCCGGCCUCGGGGACAAGCUGAGAAAGCCUGACAAUCCUGGUGGUAAAGAGACUGGAGCUGCCAAACCCAAACUGACCCCCCAAGAGAGGCUGAAGCUCCGCAUGCAGAAGGCGCUUAACAAGCAGUUUAAGGCUGAUAAGAGGGCGGCUCAGGUGAAGAUCCAGCAGCAGGAGCACGAGAGACAGGAGCGCGAGGACGAGCUGAGGGCCAUGGCUCGCAAGAUCCGGAUGAAGGAGCGGGAGCGCCGAGAGAAGGAGCGCGAGGAGUGGGAGAGGCAGUAUGGGAGACAGAGCCGGUCCCCCUCGCCCAAACACAGUCGCGAGCACAGCUCAUCCAGAAGGAGGUCCCGCUCCCGAUCGAGGAGUCCCCACUAUCGGUACUGAGCGCCCAAGCUCCUCCAGGUCCUCCGCAGCCGCCGGAGAGCUCGGGGUCUACAGUGGCAUCCCCAUUCCAGUUUCGUUACCUUGUGACAUUUCCACCUUGUGUACAGAGGGUCCCGACUCGGAACACGUCUGCUGUCUCCUGCAUUUUAGGGUUAACGGCACCGGCCUGCAGGUUCACUGAGUUGGUUUUUGUUUUUUCUCCCUGGCAAGUGAGAUUGGACUGGUUGUUAAAUCUGCACUGGAUACAGAGCGCUGGGGGAUACAGAAUUCUAGGGGAUACUAGAGGAGAGACGAGCAUCAACAGUUCUCUUGAUCUCUUUCCUUUAGCCAAGGGCUUUCAGCCUGGGGCCCAGACCGGCAGCUCCUGGCACCCCUCAGACAGGGAGCAGGAGCUGACGUUAAGGUUGGGAGAGGAGCCUUCAGAUCCCACUUUUCCCGUUUCCAGAUGCCAUGACUCUGGGCAGCCUUGAUCCGUUCGAGCUCAGUUCAAGACUUUUAUUUCUCAAGUGGACAUAUGCAGCGAGCUCCAGCAAAAUCAGUAAUUAUUAGGUAAUGGGCCUGAUGUUUACAGCUGCAGAUAAAGGAGCUCUUAAGCACAUUAUCUCAGUUUUCUGUAAGACUGUUUUAAGAGUUCAGUGCCAGCCUAGCAGAUAGAUUUUAUUUCAGGCAUGCUGCACACAAUUUAAAGGAAAGUCCUGCAGGUAAGUUUGCCCAGGGUCCUGUCAUACUGGGUCAUUUCUGUCACUGGAACUUAAUAAAUAUGACCUCCCACAAAACUGAAUGUAAAAACCAGAGAGAGAUCUGCCCUUCAAAAUGUAAAAGAAAUCAUUAUUUUGAGGCAUUUUCUCCUACCUGCUUUGAAACUAUUUUUUCUGUGUCAUUUCUCGGGCCGGUGUACAUAUUUUUGAUGCUGUUUGUGAACAAUUAAAUGAAAUUCCAAACAGA
Messenger RNA from Lepisosteus oculatus (spotted gar), 3244 nucleotides. RefSeq names its product CLK4-associating serine/arginine rich protein (gene clasrp). The record is from RefSeq and is a predicted model, not a curated record. NCBI's taxonomy places the organism in Eukaryota, Metazoa, Chordata, Actinopteri, Semionotiformes, Lepisosteidae.